Molecule: messenger RNA, 240 nt
Organism: Protopolystoma xenopodis
Lineage: Eukaryota; Metazoa; Platyhelminthes; Monogenea; Polystomatidea; Polystomatidae
Source: the annotation of a GenBank genome assembly
AUGAUUUCUGGCCGAGGACUAGGAAUCACAGGCGGAACUUUAGACAAAUUGGAAUCGAUUCCUGGCUACCAGAUACAAUUGAAUGAAAAAAAGAUGCAUGAACUUAUCCAGUCCACCGGUUUAUUCAUCGUGGGCCAGACACAACACAUGGUUCCUGCUGACCGUGUGCUCUAUUCAAUACGUGACAUCACCGGCUCUGUAAAGUCGGAUGCUCUUAUAACUGGUAAGCAUGUAAAAUAA